GUCAGACGUGACAGAAGUAUUCAAACUAUCACCGAAUGAGUUUUUCUUGUAGCUUAAACAAAUGUUGAUUCAUACUUAAGAGGAAUUGCAUAUAGGUUGAAUUUUAUACUCCAGUGUAGCACAGAAGUAAUGAACCCUUCUAGAGAACGAUUGCAUGAAGCUAAUGUACAACCAAAUUUGCUUGAACAGAGAGCAGAUGAUCCAGCAGCAAAUGCUUUAAUAUGUUGCACCAGUGAUGUCUCCGAGAAAAGUACAUUAAAGUCAUUACUAUGGGUGGUAAAGGAACCGAAAGAGAAACUGUCGUCGUUGUAAACGAAAGGAAGCACAACAAAUUGAAUAAUGACAUAUUACUCAAACCAGCUAGCCGCUUUGAUCAUGACAGUCAAAUUGAUAAGCGAGGCUGCUGGGACGAGCGCAAGGAAAGAGAAAUGCUUGUCUCGCAAAUUGUCGAACUGCAAAGCACUUUGAGAGAUUUGUCACAUAAAGUUGAUAACAUAAAGUUGGAGAACAUGAAAUUACGCUCCGACAAUGAGGUGCUCGUUCAUUGCAUCGAGAACUUGGUGUAUGACUUUAAUAUGCCCCAGUAAAGUUUCCGAAGAUAAACAAAGCGGGGAGCUCUUGUGCUCCACAUUUUAUUUCAGAGCUGCAUUGUAUGAGCCUGACGCUGGUAUAAGGUAAAGGGAACUGCUUAUUAUGCAAAAUCUAGUGGCUUCUUCUGGGUAUUCCUUAAGGUGGAUCGCAAUUUAAAAUAAAUUUAUCAUGG
Molecule: messenger RNA, 763 nt
Organism: Acanthoscelides obtectus
Lineage: Eukaryota; Metazoa; Arthropoda; Insecta; Coleoptera; Chrysomelidae
Source: the annotation of a GenBank genome assembly